AGUUAAAUAACAAAAAGUGUUUUUUUUUUAAAAAAGUAAUUAUUUUUAUAUAAAAAAUAUCAGAAAAUUAUACAAUUUUUACUCAAUCAAAGAAACAACAACAAAUUAAAAGGAUAUUUUUUACCUCUAAACCUACUCAAAAGUAAAACCCUACAUAUACACUCAUAAAAGGAUAUUAUUAUUACCACACAAAAAUAGUGUAUAAAUUAAAAGGAUUUUUAAAAAUAUCAUAUCAUUUGUAAUUUACAAUUCAACAAGAAAAGACAUCAUCAGUCUUAAAAGAAAAAACUAAUUUUUUAAAAGAAAAGUGUCUUAAAGAAUUUUGUAAAUUUAAAACCAGAAAAAAAACGUGAAAUACCUCUUAAACAAAAAACAUACCUCAACAUCAACAAAACGGAAAUUUAUAAAAAUAACAACAACUAAAAGUACAAAAACCCAUUUAAAGGAUUAAUUAACAUACACACCCACAACUCCUGGAAUUUGGAUUUAAAAGCUGUUAAAACAAAUUUCGUGUGUUUUACACGAAAUUUUAAAACAUAACUUUAAAAAACAAUUAACAAUUAAUUUGCUGUAAACAAGUUAUGGCCAUAUCUUUGCUGCAAGACGCACAAACAAGAACUUUGGCCGCCGCUUUAGCUGGCAUGCAACAACGCGAAGAAGUCGAUCGUUCUUUGUCUUUAUCACCACCCAUGUCUGCCAAUACCUCUGCCACAAAUACCGCCAUGUAUCCUGGUCUACAACAAGCUGCUGCUGCCUCUGCCUUUGGCAUGCUCUCACCCACACAAUUGCUGGCUGCCAAUCGUCAAGCAGCUGCCGCCUUUAUGGCACAAUUGCCCAUGUCUACUUUGGCUUCCACACUAUUUCCUCAUCAUCCUGCUACUUUAUUUGGUUCCUGGGCUGCUGGUAAUCCAGCUGGCAUUAAUCUAGCCAAUGCUGCUCCUCAUUCACCACCCGCUUCACCACACUCACCCAUUAAUAUUAAUACACCUCAGGCGAAUAAGCACAGUCUAAGCAUGACUUCACCCACUGCCUCGACACAAGGAGAAUUGCCCGCUAAAAAGGCUCGCAAAUUAUCGGUGAAAAAAGAUCUCAUUUCGCCCAGCAUGGAAAUCUCUAUGAGUGUUAGUGAUUUAUACAAUACCCCUGGACCCAUUUCACCACCCUCCUCAGGCUCCUCACCCAACUCCUCCAGCCAUGAUGUCUCCAGUCCCGCUGCCAAUGCCAACAAAGACGGUGCUGCUCGCGAUAAAAGUUUCACCUGCAAAAUCUGCUCUCGCUCUUUCGGCUAUAAACAUGUUUUGCAAAAUCACGAACGCACUCAUACCGGUGAGAAACCCUUCGAAUGUCCCGAAUGCCAUAAACGUUUCACCCGUGAUCAUCAUUUGAAAACCCACAUGCGUUUGCAUACCGGCGAAAAACCCUAUCACUGUUCCCACUGCGAUCGCCAGUUUGUGCAAGUAGCCAAUCUAAGACGUCACUUGAGAGUUCAUACCGGUGAACGUCCCUAUACCUGUGAGAUUUGUGAUGGCAAAUUCAGUGACUCCAAUCAAUUGAAAUCGCAUAUGUUGGUGCACAAUGGCGAAAAGCCAUUCGAAUGUGAGAAAUGUCACAUGAAAUUCAGACGCCGUCAUCAUUUGAUGAAUCACAAGUGUGGUGUACAAUCACCCAUAACACCAGCUCUCUCACCAGCCAUGAGCAACGAUUACAGCAUUUUGAAUUGUGAUCAAAAAUCGUUCUAUGGGUCCGAAGAAUCCAUGGAAAUUGGCAAACCAAUGCUCAAUCAUUCGAUCAUGAAUUAUGCUGGUAUUUCACAAAUGGAAGAAGAUGCUCCCUUAGAUCUAUCCGAAGAUGGUGGCAGUCAAACUGAUGAAAGCUGUUCGUUACGCUAUCGCAAGGCAAAUGAUAUUAGACGUGUUUUCCGUUUGCCUCCACCACAAAUAAUGCAUGUACCCAGUGAUAUGCCCGAACAAACUGAACCCGAGGAUUUGAGCAUGCAUUCACCGAGACAAGAAUAUGUUGGCUCUAAUCCCUCAUCGGCUGCUCAAAGCCCUGAACCAAAUAUGCUAAUGAUGCAUGAUGAUUUGGAUUUGGAUGAAUUAGAUGAUGCUGCUAGCAUGUAUAUGAGACAACAGCAACAACAACAACAGCAACGUUUGCAGUAAAUUGUUGGGGAAUUUUGAAAAUCCUUUCGCCCAAAAAAAAAAAUCUCCAAAAAAGUAUGUGUUUACUUAGUCCAAAGAUUUGUAUAUAAAAAACCAAUUUGCUCUCCAUCAAAUGGAACAAAUGUGUUUUCAACAAAAGCAAAAUUUUUAAAAUUUUGUUCUACAGGAAUUACCCAAAACAACAACAACAACUCCCUAGUACAACAUUAUUUUCUUACACUAGCACAACAAUCUACUCUCUAACUCUCUCUCUCUCUCCCACUCUAUCAAUCUCUUCUUAGUAAGUAGUAAGUUUAAAACCAAAAUUGCACAUAAUUAUAACAAAAUUGUACAAAACGCUCUUCAAACCAGGGUGCCAUACUUUUUAUUUUAAUUAGUAUUAAGUUUAUUUUUUUAUUUUUA
Lucilia cuprina (Australian sheep blowfly) is the source of this 2564-nucleotide messenger RNA. RefSeq names its product protein krueppel. Lineage: Eukaryota; Metazoa; Arthropoda; Insecta; Diptera; Calliphoridae. Gene Ontology annotation, molecular function: DNA-binding transcription factor activity, RNA polymerase II-specific; RNA polymerase II cis-regulatory region sequence-specific DNA binding. The coding region runs from base 582 to 2162 and encodes 526 amino acids. Gene Ontology annotation, cellular component: nucleus. The transcript is spliced from 2 exons. Gene Ontology annotation, biological process: central nervous system development; regulation of transcription by RNA polymerase II. The record is from RefSeq and is a predicted model, not a curated record.